Amoebophrya sp. A25 is the source of this 5406-nucleotide messenger RNA. NCBI's taxonomy places the organism in Eukaryota, Dinophyceae, Syndiniales, Amoebophryaceae. The record is from the annotation of a GenBank genome assembly.
UGUGGUUGCACACUGCGUCUGCGCCCAACGACAAAAAGCACUAAGAGCGAAGAUAUGAACAUAACAAGUUGUUCAUGUAGUGCGAUUACUUGGCUAUUCGACGUAGAGGGCAAUCUCAUCCAUAUCGUUCCGUUUCAGUUGUAGGAGUUUGAUUGACUGAAAGUAAAUGCAGCUGGGGCAACGACAUAUCUAUGAGAGGACCUCCAUGGCUAAAAGAGGGCAUUCGGAUUAGCUUUGUUAGCCUUGCAAACCGGGUCGUGAGGCUGUACUUCUAAACUUGCAGCAGGGUUUUCGGACGAUCGUAAGCACGAACAGGAUGACUGUGAUUGAGAUGGAAACCACGACUGGCAGGAACGGUGAGAAGGACGAUUCUCCACAGAAAGUCCUGCAGUCGACGCCUUCCACGAUGCCCGUAGCCUGUCCUGAUCCAACUGCAGCCGAGACCACGGAUUCCCGAAGCGCGCCGAAAAAACAAGCGAAGUGCGGCUGGAGUCGCCGUCGUGCUGCACGGCAGCAAGUGGUGUAUAACUUGCGGAACAAGCCGGCAGCGGUAAUUCGCCGAGACCUUCAGAUGCUCGAGAAGAUUGAGUUGCUGUACGAUAUGGACACGAGUAAUAAUAGUGCCUUUGGCUUAGUCAAGCUGAGCAAAAUUGAGCUUGACAAACCGCUUUUCCCAGUCCCUUGCAUGGAGAUGUCGGACGAAGAAAGGGAAGAGGUGCUGAGGGCGAUCGGAAGUAGCGAUUGGUCGGAGCAAAAAUCGGAUGAGCAUGGGUAUGGAGGAAGCCGGAACCUCGUGGAACAAAACUUGAACCUCCUAAGUCCCGCAGGAUUGCUCGAGGAGGACCUAGAGCAGCCGGCGAUACAGUUUCUUGGGGAUAGAUCGUAUAAACUGGCGUUGAGUAUGGAAAUCGCAACGAAAAAGCCAAAACGAGAACGCAUUUUCCGAAGGAAUCACUACCUGGGUCUCCGUAGCCUGUUGAUGCUAACGAACUUCGAAAAAGGUAGUGCUCCUUCCCGCUCGCGCAUGACGCUCUUGAGCUUGGCAAUCAUCCACCAACGCGACGCGGCGGCAGCAGCACUUCUGCACGCGGGGGCUUUGCCACUCAUCUUUCCGAUUUGUAAAGAGGACGAAGAAGACCUGGAAGACACCCUGGCACUCCUGAUCAAAUUUGAGCCUGCCUACCUUGUUUGGGUACUAAGACAUGUCUUCUGGCUAGCGUGUCAGGAUGAUGAAUACCGGUGUGUUGAGGACGAUCUUCGCAAAAACGACACGAGGAAUCAUGAUACUGAUAGAAGGGAACAACACUUCGACGAAUGCGAGCCACCGAACGCGCCGAGUAAUUCGAGGCUGCGAAGUCGUGCUCGUGCAAUGGAUGAUCUGAGGUGUCCCUACGAAGACUGCAAACGCCCUUUUUCGGAGUAUGCCUUUUGGGACACCUUUCGCAAAGGGUACGAACAUUGUACGAGCGCCCACGAAAAGCGUAAUCCAGUUUUGCGAUGCCCCGUCUGUUGUCGUGACACUGAAAGAAUACACCUAAAGGCUUUAGGAUUGGCGCAACGCUUCGACACCGCCGCAGGAGGCAGCAGGCCUUUUAUCAGCAAAGCUCUGAACGAGAACGGACAGAACUUCUACGAGCUCGGCAGAUUAACAUCGAGCGACGGAACGUCUGAACAAGAAGACGAGGAGAAGCAGUGGGACGACUGGCGUAAAGCGGUGGCUUGGUACGUCCAUGAUCAUUGCAGCUGGGACGGUGACAUUCACAUUCAGGGACAGCAGACCGAUACAAUCCAAAGCUUCAGCCUGAUGCCGUCUUCACCGGCAGUGAUUGGUACUAUAGCAGAUCGCUCUUGUGCACGUUUCCUGGCCUUGCCAGGCGCUCUGAGUCUGACUGUCGCUGAUAAGCUUGAGAUAAAAACGGGGAGGGCAAAAAAUGGUAAUGCAGAUGAGGAAGAAACGAAAGCACCCAAGCAAGGCAAGGCUAAGAGUAAGAACGCCGACAAGAUGAAGAAAACUGGAAAGCCAACACAAUUUUGCGGACUGCCUUUGCACGAAAUCAAGCGACUUUUUCUAGGCUCUUCACGGAAGCAGCGCUUAGCGGAGCUUGUAAAGGCCCUAAAGACCGGCGACAUUCUUCGUUUAGCAUGUGUGGUUGAGGCUGGUGUGGACCUGAGUCUCUCCACUGUAGAUAGCUACGCAAACCAUUCGGCGCUCUACCUCGCGCUCAGGCGGGUCUUAGCAGAGGAACCUGAUGUGGAAUCAGCAGAUGACCCAACCGCGAAAGCGCACCACUUGCGAUGGUGUGAGCGCCAGACAUUUUUUCGAAGUAGCUUUCUUUUUGUGCUGCGUUUCUGUGGUCUGGCGGAGAUUGGACGGCUUGAAAACAAGCUACAACAUAGUACAGAAGACCCUUCGCGUCCUCAACAACGUGGGAAGGCGAAGAAGCAGCACAAUCAGGACCAGUCACGCAGCAAUAGUUGGGCGAGUAGGAUUUGCGAAUCAAAAGUGCACUGUAUUGCAGCUUGUCUUUCGGCCAUGAGACGCGGACAGACGGGAGGAACCUCGGCUCGGCAUCUCAUACACAGUUAAGUCUCAUUAAAGCAUCUACAACAUCAACAUCAAGACGACAACUCGAUCUCCAAUAUAGCUCGUUGUAUUUCUAACACUCCCUUGACAUUGACUUGCUUUUUAAACUUGCUUUCCAACAGUUGCUCUGACUCUUAUGGUCUUAACUAAGUGAUGUGUACGUUUACCUUUGUCCCUAGUCAAGAAAUCGACGGAGCAUUUAUAAGUACCACACUCUAAUACUCGCUCCAUCAUCAAUCUGUUCCGGAAGACGAGGAAAACGCACUGGAAAAGGACUGCGACACUGGAUCACUGGAUCGCAUACUCCGGAAGGCUCGUGGAGAUGGAAGUAUUUCGAUUUGGGACGCUGCUAAAUUCGCAACAGCUCCUAGCAGUGAAGUGCCAGACGCCACGUGCCUAGUCGUUGUGGUCCCUAGCUGUGAAGAUUUUCGGCGACUGCAAUCGAGCUUAGUCACAUCUGAUAGUACAGAAAAGGAUAUGAUUGGACGAUCAGUUUCAAGUUCAACGCUUGCGCAUACACCGGAUGAGCGAGAGGACACGUAUGAGCAUGGGACCGCUAAAGCUCAGCAUGAGGUGAUACCAAUUGUCACAGGCUACGAAACCCACACGACGGCUCGAGUUUGCAUUCUCACAAAUCUACAACUACUGAAGCCACGAGCACAAGAAGUCGAUGGUGGCGAGGUGAGUUGCAGGGUCCUGCUACCGCUCGAGGUUCGAAACCUACCCGGCCGUCCGUCUUGGGAGAAGAAAAGAGACUCCCUACGACUAAAGCAGAGCCACAUACAGUGUGAGGAUUUUCCUCGUUCAUAUAGCACGCUGGAGAACGGAGCUUUCGUGGUCGAUGAUGCGUUCUCAGCCUCGUUUUUGGCCUUUCUCCGUUGUAUUUUUUGGCAGUUGCCAUGGAUGACGGACGAUGAUCUUACUGAAGAUUUCGUUUUUUCGCAAGAACAACCAAAGCAAAAGAGUGUAGUUGCGCGGCAGCCAAGUAAAAAAGCACUUACUGAUGUGGAAGGGGAACGAGAUGAGGCACCAAACAGUACUAGUUCUAGUGAGAGCAAAAACCUCAGUUCAUCAAGCAAAUCACCAGAACCGACAAGGACGAAGGCGGAAGACGUAUCUUUUACCCCAUCAACAGCAACUCCAUCAACAAGUUCAUCAUCAAGAGAUAGAGACGCUAGUACUCCGUCAACCCCAAGAGCGUCACCCUCUUCUCUGUCAUCCACAAAGAACACGACUGAGACUGUGGCUAGAUCUUCUACUACAUCAACAUCAAUGCCUGCUGUAGCAACUACAUCUCCGAAGAUGAUGAACAAGCCAUCAGAUGAGAGCAAGGGCGUUCUGUUUGCGAAAACCGCGUGUAAUCGACGCAAGUACUUUGCCGAUCCUGGGGGAUACGUCCGCGAGGCCCUGCGUGCGGCUAUUUUUGCUGCGGCGCCGACGCUUCUCCAGAAAGAAGGCGCCAUCGAAAAUUUGCUAACGGAAGCGGAACACCAAGAUGUUGUCCAAGAUGAGCGUACAACAGAGCAGCGCUUGCGAUAUCGACGCUGUCAGGAAAACCUGGCAAUACCGGAACAAAACGGAUUUUUGUCUGGUCAGGGCACUGCGACUUCAAACUCUAGAACUAGUAUCAGAUCGAAUGAUAUUACUGCCGCAAAAUCAAAAGAGACGGAAAAAGGAAAUUUUUGCCUUCGAGACGUCGUCUUUUAUCCGGACAUGCGGUUUCUGUACUAUGACAAACCAAGCAGCGCCGUGCCUCCACACACAGAUCUUUGCAGGACAGAUGAUGAAGGCCGGACAAGCACGCACACAUUCAUCCUGUACCUCAACGAAACUGGUGGCAAUGUGGCUACGGAAGCCGAGGGUACUAGAAAAUCACCAAUAUCAAAGUGUCUACUUGUUCUUGUAGUUGUAUGCAUUAUGAAUAAUAGCGAUCAUGUGAAAAAGAGUCCUUUAUUAUACUGGUCCACGACAUGGACAUCGACAUGAUGAGCACGAGCAGCGCACUAUAGAUAUUUAUAUAUAAAUAUUUAUAUAUAUAAUAGAUUCUCGGUAUUCUGGAAGUUCUAGAAGUAUAUAAGAAGGAUAAGGAUGCGCGUUCCAUGACUUCAUCGGCUCCUCCUCCUCUAGUUGUAUCACGUCAGAUGUUGAUAAGCAAUUCAUGUAUUUCACGAACACACAGGUGAAAACGGAUCGGACGAAACCCUUCUCAGUACAGACCAGCAGACCUCUGCAACUCCAACUGCACCACUCUCUCAGUUAGCGACUGUUAUAGACAAAACUACAGCUGCCCAUAAGUCAGGUUCUGGUGACGACGAGUCCUCCUCAUCUGUUUGUGGAGGCGAUACCUCGCUAUUAAACGCCCUUCCUGGUCCGAAAAAUGACUACACGGUCGAGAUCACGCACAAGGUCUCUCCGCUUCCUGGCAGACUCUUUCUAUUCCCCCAUUCGUGUCCGCAUCAGGCCGAUCCGGUACUCAAGCCUCCUAAGUUGCUGUUGCGCGGCGAAGUGAAGCUCUGCUUUGCGAGUACAGAAGACAAUCAGUGAUGGCCACACCAAAAACAGAUACAGUUACAGAUAGGGACAACAAGAACGGGGUCCGUCACGCUGUUCCUGUGUGUUGGAGGUGCGGGCUACUUCCCGGUCCUCUGAGCCCUCACGGCAGCACCUCUUGUCCAUGGACGACCCAUUGGCAUCCGAUAUUAGCCCCAGACCCUCUUACCUCUCCAAUUACACUGGGUAGUGUUUAAUACCCCUCAAUUCUCUAGUCCUAAUACUUCUUGCUACUUUUAUUUCACAGGACGAAGCUCCUCAUGCCUUUGCGC